This is a messenger RNA of Closterium sp. NIES-65, 1119 nucleotides long. The record is from the annotation of a GenBank genome assembly. NCBI's taxonomy places the organism in Eukaryota, Viridiplantae, Streptophyta, Zygnematophyceae, Desmidiales, Closteriaceae.
AUGGCCUCCCCUAGCGUUCUCACCUUUGACGCUGAGGGUCGGGCAGUGGACUUUGAGGUCUGGGUAGAUGAUCUGCUGCUUUUCCUACAGUGCGAUAGGGCAGACGGACUCUCCCUGUUUGACCUCACUUCUGGUGCCUCUCCUGCCCCUACUGCUGAUGCUGACGCCACUGUUCGCUCACAGUGGGCCACGCGCGAUGCUGCUGCUCGCCUUGCUGUGCGCCGCCACUUACCGACCACUGAACGUGUACACUUUAGCCAGGACCACUUCCUCUCAGUUUGCCCCACCACUCUCACCGUUGACCUCCUCGAGAAGGCCCUCCUAGCGAUAGAGAAGAGCAUAGUCGCUGUAGGAGCCUCUCGUGUCGGUCGGCGCUGCGUCUGCCCCGAGCGGGAGACGCCGCACCGGCAAAGGGCAAGGGGGGCAAGGGCACUCGGGGGGCUGGAGGGGGCGGUGGAGGUGGUGGUGGAGGCGGUGGAGGGAGUGGGGGUGGUAGUGGGGGUGGUGCCGGGGGUGGCGGCGGCGGUGGCAGCAGUGGAGGCGGCGGAGGCGGUGGAGGUGGCGGAGGGAGCUAAGGCGGCGGAGGUAGUGGAGGAAGCGGAGGUGGAGGAGGCGGCGGAGGCGGCGGAGGCGGCAGAGGCGGCGGAGGCGGCGGUGGUGGAGCGAGUCGUGACUCUGCACAGAGGAGUGGCGCCGGUGGUGGUCAGCGCCUGCAGCAGCAGCUUCGUGAGUGGUACACUGCGCGCCAGCGCGUGCGGAGGCCCGCACUCCACCCAGCGCUGCUUUGGUCGCCUGACGGACGCGUGGCGUCGCCAGUUCCCUGAGGCGUCAGAGAUCCCUCGCUGGGGAGAUCUGGCUAAGGCCGGGGUUGCUAUCUUUGAUCUUGACUUUGAUGCUAUUCUUGCUGCCAUGUAUGUUGUUGCUAAUAGUGUCGAGGGUGCCUGUUACCAAUGUGUACCACCUGACCCGGGCAUUGAGGCCGCUGCUCUAGGUGCUGGUGAGGCUGCUGCUCUAGGUGCUAGUGCGUCUGCUGCCCCAGGUGCCAGUGCGUCUGCCGUCCCAGGUGCUGGUGAGUCUGCUCUCUCAGGUACUACACCGCACCACUCUUACGCCGCUUAG